AUGUGCCUUUACUUUCCGUUAGGCCAGAAGUAUACAACAGAGAAGUCAUUGAUGAAAACAUGAGGGGUCAUCUGUGACUUUGUUUAUCGUAGACAAGUGGAUACAAAGUUAUGUUUCAAGUCUUUGAUAUAGGCGGAUCUUAGCAUAAAAACAUGGCCAGUUCCAUGGUGGCAGUGGGGCUCACCCUAGCAGCAGCUGGAUUUGUAGGUCGAUAUGCCAUGCAGGCCAUGAAACACAUGGAACCCCAAAUGAAGCAAGCUAUGCAGAGUUUUCCCAAAUCGGCUUUUGGUGGGGGAUACUACAGAGGUGGAUUUGAUCCCAAAAUGAACAAGAGAGAGGCUUCGCUUGUUCUAGGAGUCAGUCCCACGGCUAACAAGACCAAGAUCAGAGAAGCCCACAGAAAACUGAUGAUUCUAAAUCACCCCGAUAGAGGUGGAUCACCAUAUCUUGCGGCUAAAAUAAACGAAGCAAAGGAUUUACUUGAUGGACAACUAAAGAAAUAGAUCAGAUAAAAUCACAUUGCAUUUAAUUUCUUAUUAAUUGUGCCCAAAUAAAUCAUUUAAUGAGAUCAAA
Coregonus clupeaformis (lake whitefish) is the source of this 573-nucleotide messenger RNA. It is a transcript of the gene dnajc19, whose product is annotated as DnaJ (Hsp40) homolog, subfamily C, member 19. Gene Ontology annotation, molecular function: ATPase activator activity. The transcript has 6 exons. NCBI's taxonomy places the organism in Eukaryota, Metazoa, Chordata, Actinopteri, Salmoniformes, Salmonidae. Bases 153 to 503 code for a protein of 116 amino acids. The record is from RefSeq and is a predicted model, not a curated record. Gene Ontology annotation, biological process: protein import into mitochondrial matrix. Gene Ontology annotation, cellular component: PAM complex, Tim23 associated import motor.